ACCACCCAGAGAUAAAAGAAGCGAUUGUCAGAAAGGAUGAUAAGCUCCUCACCUUGCUAAGAGAUGUUUAUGUCGAGUCCAGAGAUCCACCAGUGCAGGUAAAACCUGGAGGUGGCGAAAAUCUUCCGGUUAAACAGGAGGAGAAGAGGCUUACAAAACUAGGCCAUUUAGGAGCUCUAGAUGUUGAGAAGGUUUCCAAAGGCAAAAUUUCCCUUGUGGAAGCUCUGACACUUCUUAAUAAUCAUAAACUUCAUCCUCAAAUAUGGACUGCAGAGAAAAUAGCAACGGAAUACAGUCUGGAACUGAAGGAGGUCAACUCUCUUCUGGAAUUCUUCAUUCCUUUCACUGUGCAGGAAUUUCCUAAAGAAAACAAGAAAGCUAUAAAGCCAACCUAA
Acanthisitta chloris (rifleman) is the source of this 395-nucleotide messenger RNA. RefSeq names its product NADH dehydrogenase (ubiquinone) complex I, assembly factor 4 (gene NDUFAF4). The transcript has 2 exons. The annotation marks the transcript as partial. NCBI's taxonomy places the organism in Eukaryota, Metazoa, Chordata, Aves, Passeriformes, Acanthisittidae. Gene Ontology annotation, biological process: mitochondrial respiratory chain complex I assembly. The record is from RefSeq and is a predicted model, not a curated record. Gene Ontology annotation, cellular component: mitochondrion.